Messenger RNA from Necator americanus (New World hookworm), 864 nucleotides. RefSeq lists its product as uncharacterized. The record is from RefSeq and is a predicted model, not a curated record. Lineage: Eukaryota; Metazoa; Nematoda; Chromadorea; Rhabditida; Ancylostomatidae. The transcript has a single exon. The coding region runs from base 1 to 864 and encodes 287 amino acids.
AUGAAGGUUUUUGAGCGUGUCCUAGAAGCUCGUUUGAGGAAAAUUGUCAGCGUUUCACUCAACCAGUGCGGCUUUGUGAAGGACUGCAGCACUAUAGAUGCUAUUCAUGCUGUCCGUAUCCUCCUGGAGAAACAUCGAGAGAAGAACCGCAGUGUGCAUCUUGCUUGUCUCGAUCUCGAGAAAGCUUUCGACCGUGUCUCACAUGAGCUGCUAUGGAUGUCCUUGAGAUCGCAUAGAGUACCAGAAGAAUAUGUGCGGUGGACAAAACUGCUUUAUGCGAAGCUUACCAGCGUUGUCCGAUGUGCUGCUAGAACAAGCAGGCCAUUCCCUGUACAAGUAGGGGUUCACCAGGGUUCAUCCCUCUCACCCCUGCUGUUCAUACUGUGCAUGGACACGAUAACGAAGGAAAUCCAGAAGCAGCACCCGUGGACUCUACUCUUUGCCGAUGAUGUCAUGCUCGCGUCGGAGUCUCGAGGUGAUCUUCAGAAACAAGUACAGUCUUGGAAGAAUCGGCUGCAGAAAUAUGGAUUGCGCCUCAACACAUCAAAAACUGAGUACAUGGAGUGCGGACCAAGGAUAGAGGAUGGUUCAAUUCGUGUCGAUGGCACCGAAUUGAACAAGGUGAACUGUUUCAAACACCUUGGAUCCAAAGUGACUUCCACAUGCGACAUUGAUCAAGAAGGUCGAGCACGUGUUAAUGCUACAUGGAUGAAAUGGAAAAUGGCAACAGGCGUACUGUGCGACAAGAAAGUCUCUGUUCGACUGAAGUCGAAGAUCUACAGGACGGUUGUGCGUCCUGUAGAUCUUCGACUUCAGUCGAACAGAGACUUUCUGUUGCACUUUACGGAUGCGAGUGCUGGCUGA